AUGGGCGCCGAAUGCAGUAAAUUCAUUCGUGAUCUAUGUUCCACUAUUUUUUGUUGCUGUAGAAAACGAAAACGUUCCGAUUUAACAAUACUUCCACCUGUUCCAAGGCAUCCAGACCCCUAUAAUCUUUCCACUCAACAGUAUUAUUCUACAAAUAAUCGGUUCCAAGACAAUGAUUUCCAACGGCAAAUGGCAGAGAACAGACAACGUUUUGACCAGAGAAUGGAUGAUGUAAGAAGACAAGUUGGUCUUCCAACAAGUGGUUUCUCAGCUGAUCUGGAGAGUCAAAACUACCAGAUAGGACGAGAAGAACGAGAAAGAAGGGAAGAAGCUGAGCAUCAAAAAAGACUCGAGAAAAUAAGAGCUGAAUCUCGAGAAAAAAGAGAACGAAUUCGCCGCUUGAAUGAUGAAAGUGAGAGGGAAGAAAAUCGAAGGUUGAGAAUGGAAAGAGAAUUACAAAAUGAUCGUGUUCAAGAAAUGAUUGAAAGAGCAAGAGAAGAUAACAAGCGAAAGAAUCGAGAAAUGGAAAAUGAAACUGAAAGAGAAAUCAAGAGAAUUAGAGAGGAGGGAAAGUUUGAUAAUGAAGAACAUGAGAGAGAAAAGGAGAGAUUGCAACUAAGAUCAAGACUAGUUGAUGACCGAAUACAGAAUAAUGAUCUGAAUUUCCGUCGGGAAAAUAUCGAAAGAGAACAAGAACUUCAACGAGCACAAGACGAACAGAAUAAACGUAGAAGGAAAAUUGACAAUGAUUUCGAAAGGAAACGGGAGAGAAUGUAUGAAGAAGCUGAGAGAAGACGAACGGAAAUGAACAGACAAUUUGAAGAAAUUCAGAAGAUGAUGUUGAGAAAAGUGUGGAAUGAAAUUAUUGAGAGGAACUGGACUAAUCGACUGAAUUCAUUGAGAAAUGCCAACAAUGAUUCCAAAAGACUGGUAUCCCGUUGCUUGCGAGCUACACCCAAUCCUUCGGACGUUGAAGAAUGGAAAGAAGUUCUGAAAACUCUUCGAAGAACGAUGCAUGACGAAUCUUCGAACUUGUCACAAAUGUAUUCUAACACUGGAAAGAGUUUCCUUAUAGAUAUAAAAGACUCUGUGAAUCUCGUUUCUCAGAAAUGUGAUGCUCUUCUCGGUGCAUUACAUAACGGAGAAAAUGCGAGUCAUCUACGACAGUUAUCGAAUGAAGUCGACAGAUCGUGCAUGUCGAUUCCAACACUUGCGGAGCUGAAAAAUAAUUACUAUACUGAAAUGAGAAACAAUUCUUCGCUUUGA
Caenorhabditis remanei is the source of this 1266-nucleotide messenger RNA. RefSeq lists its product as uncharacterized. Lineage: Eukaryota; Metazoa; Nematoda; Chromadorea; Rhabditida; Rhabditidae. The coding region runs from base 1 to 1266 and encodes 421 amino acids. The transcript has 8 exons. The record is from RefSeq and is a predicted model, not a curated record.